Pteropus alecto (black flying fox) is the source of this 519-nucleotide messenger RNA. It is a transcript of the gene TMEM196, whose product is annotated as transmembrane protein 196. The transcript has 4 exons. Lineage: Eukaryota; Metazoa; Chordata; Mammalia; Chiroptera; Pteropodidae. The record is from RefSeq and is a predicted model, not a curated record. The coding region runs from base 1 to 519 and encodes 172 amino acids.
AUGUGCACCAGCGGCCAGAUUAUCGGGAGCCUCUUGGUGCUCUCUGUGCUGGAGAUAGGGCUGGGGGUGUCCAGCGUGGCCGUGGGGGCGGUCAGCUUCAGCCUGGCCCUCCGACAGCACAAGCCGCAGCUCGGAGACUCGUCCCCGUUUCUUCUUUGUGGCAUAUGUGGAAUAUUGUGCGCCAAAAAAAAAUCCGGACUUGUCAUGAUCCUCUUUUCUGCCUGCUGCAUCUGUGGACUCAUUGGGGGCAUCCUGAAUUUUCAGUUCCUUCGGGCAGUGACAAAGAAGACCUCUUCCCUUUACCCUCUGCAUCUCGCAUCCAUGUCUCUUGCUUGCAUUGGGAUCGGGGGCUGCACCCUCUCUUCAUGGCUCACUUGUCGACUGGCCAGCUAUGAACAGAGGAGGAUGUUCUCAGAAAGGGAGCAUUCGCUGCACCACUCUCAUGAAAUGGCCGAGAAAGAAAUGACAGACAGCAUGAGCAAUGGAGGACCACAACUGAUAUUUAAUGGAAGAGUAUAA